Molecule: messenger RNA, 1886 nt
Organism: Musca vetustissima
Lineage: Eukaryota; Metazoa; Arthropoda; Insecta; Diptera; Muscidae
Gene: Golgin97
Product: golgin subfamily A member 1
Exons: 7
Coding region: 1-1878 (625 amino acids)
Cellular component (GO): Golgi apparatus
Source: RefSeq, a predicted model, not a curated record
AUGUUUGCUUCGCUGAAGAACAAGAUAAAGGAGGAAACUGGUUCCGAGGUAGUGUGUAACACAGGAUUGACUCCUGGCAUAACGCCACAUCAGCGUUCGAUGAUUCAUUCCAACGCAACGAACAAUAACAAUCGCCUAAAAAGUCGUGUUUCCUCUUCUAUGAGCAUAACAUCCAAUGACGAUACGCAGAAUGAACAGAUUUCGGCACUACGACAAGAAAUUGCCAACUAUCAGACACGCCUACAACAUUUGCAAGAGGAAAAACUAAGGGUUGAGAAGACAAAUGAAAUCCUCUUGGAAACCGUCAAGGUAGCCCAAACACAAAAGGAUAUUUACUGUGAGGAGCAGGAGAAGAUACAAAACAUGCAACAGAGUGAAAUCGAUAAACUGCGCAAUUUGUUGUCAUUUCGCGAACAGGAGGCAGUCGAUCGUCUGAAUGCUAUGCGGCAACAUCAACAGCAAGUGGAAAAUUUAACCUCCGAAUUGGAAAGACUUAAACACUGUGAACCCCAAUUGGAGGAAAUUAAGGAUGAGUUACAACAACUAAUGCAUUCAUCACAACAAGAGAAAAAUAAUCUUACCAUCACAUUGGCGGCCAUCGAGGAGGAGAAUAGGCAUCUAAAAAUGCGUCUACAAAUUGUCGAACAGACUCGCUUGGAAGCUCUGGGCUCACUGGGCUCAGAUGAAAAGCUACAAACUCUAAUACAGGAACGUAAACACCUCGAACAACGUCUCGAAGAAGCCCAUCUACAAUUGUCCGACAUCAAAAGUUCAUGGAUGGGUCAAAAUUUGGCCCUGGAAACGCAAGUUAGCCGUUUGUCCAAACAAGUGGCCGAGGAAACCACCGAAAAACGUAAAAUCCUUAAACAAAAAGAUGACCUCAUUGAACGGGUCAAACAUUUGGAAUUCGAAUUACUUAAAAGUACGGAGGAAAUAAAACAAAGGGAUGAUAAGAUAAAACUUCUGGAAGAGGAGAUUGAUGAACUGAAUGCCGCCUUAAAGGAAUGUCGUGAAGAAAACGAACAACAGAUACUAUUCGAACGCAGUAAAGUUGAAUCGUUAGAAUUACAAAAUAAAGAGUUACAAAAUCGGCUAGAGGCAGCUGAUGAACGUUUCGGCGAAUAUGCAGCCAAUUCAGCAAAUGUUACACAAUCGCUGCGGCAACAAAUAGGCGAUUUACAAGCCCAGAUAACAGAAACCCAAAUGAUGUUGGAAACCGAAAAAGAAGAAAAACUAACAGCGCUGUUAAAAAAUGCCGAAAUUUCCCAGAGCGAAGAGUUGCUAAAGAAGGAACUGCGACAGGAACGAGACGAAGUAAACGAUAUACACGAACAAAAUAAGAAUUUGGAAUCCCAACUGAAAUCCAAAGAACAAAGUAUACAAGAAUUGCAAAAUAAACUUUCCUCUAAUGAUAAGAAACUAAAGGAAUUGGAUGAAAUGCAAAGGGAUAUAAUGGAAAAGAAUAAGACCAUUAAAGUUCUAAACCAGAGAGUGAAUGACUUGAAAAAAACAUUGCAGAAAGAAUUUGCUUCCGCCAAAGUUGUGGCCGGCGGUAGUGAAGAGUCCUCAAAUGAUGGCCGCAAGGAUGGCAAUCAACGUUGUCCCAACUGCAUUUCCUUAGAUCCAGCUACCGCUGCAGGUGGUAGUGUUGUAAUGGAUGAAGUUAAUUUCAAAUAUUUAAAACAUGUUAUAGUUAAGUUUCUAACAAGCCGAGAGGUUGAAGCCCGCCAUUUGAUAAGAGCUGUUGCCACGCUACUUAAACUAACAAAGGAAGAAGAAAAACUUUUACACGAUACACUAAAUUGGAAAAUGAGUUGGUUUGGCUCGAAACCCGAUCAUGGUCGUGGUCAGAGAGCCUUUUCCAUACCGCCUAGUUAAUAACGUUG